Messenger RNA from Saccostrea cuccullata (small rock oyster), 831 nucleotides. Its product is annotated as soma ferritin-like. The transcript is spliced from 4 exons. Gene Ontology annotation, molecular function: ferrous iron binding; ferric iron binding. Gene Ontology annotation, biological process: intracellular iron ion homeostasis; iron ion transport. Bases 130 to 645 code for a protein of 171 amino acids. Gene Ontology annotation, cellular component: cytoplasm. NCBI's taxonomy places the organism in Eukaryota, Metazoa, Mollusca, Bivalvia, Ostreida, Ostreidae. The record is from RefSeq and is a predicted model, not a curated record.
ACAGCCAUAAUCACGCUAUACCUUGUCUUGCUGCGUCAGUGUACGUACGGGCAAACCAAAAAUCUUAAAUCCAUCUUAAUACAAGAGAUUUUUAUUUUUACCAUCAGCCAAAGGAAACUAAUACCAACAAUGGCAGAAGCACAAUGUCGUCAAAAUUUCCACCAAGAGAGCGAGGCUGGCAUUAACCGCCAAAUCAACAUGGAACUGUACGCCUGCUAUACCUACCAAUCCAUGUCCUACUUCUUCGACCGUGAUGAUGUGGCUCUCCCUGGAUUCAGCAAGUUCUUCAAGAAAGCUUCUGACGAGGAGCGAGAGCACGCCGAGAGGCUGAUGAAGUACCAGAAUACGAGAGGGGGGCGCAUUGUCCUCCAGGACAUCAAGAAACCCGACCGUGAUGAGUGGGGUACUGGCCUGGAUGCCAUGCAGGUGGCGCUUCAGCUUGAGAAGACUGUGAACCAGUCUCUUCUUGACCUUCACAAGGUCGCCGACUCCCACAAGGAUGCGCAGAUGACUGAUUUCAUCGAAACUCAUUACUUGGAGGAGCAAGUUAACGCCAUUAAGGAGAUUUCUGACCACAUCACGCAGCUGAAGAGAGUCGGAAGUGGAUUGGGAGAGUAUGAAUAUGACCGCCGCCUUGACUCUUAAGGUCAAAGUUCAAAAGGACAAUCAGUGAAACACCCUUUAAAAUUGAAAAAAAAACUUUUUGGAACAUUUAGAGUUGGAAAAUGUGAACAAUUUGUAAAUUUUAAAAAGGUUGCUUGAAAAAAAGAAUAUAUAACGAAUGGGUGAAUAAAAAAAUUAUAAAAAAGCAAAUAAAAAUUGUAAAAUUUA